Nymphalis io (European peacock) is the source of this 2175-nucleotide messenger RNA. RefSeq names its product vitamin K-dependent gamma-carboxylase. NCBI's taxonomy places the organism in Eukaryota, Metazoa, Arthropoda, Insecta, Lepidoptera, Nymphalidae. Gene Ontology annotation, molecular function: gamma-glutamyl carboxylase activity; vitamin binding. The record is from RefSeq and is a predicted model, not a curated record. The transcript has 9 exons. Gene Ontology annotation, biological process: peptidyl-glutamic acid carboxylation. Bases 1 to 2175 code for a protein of 724 amino acids.
AUGUACAAAAAGUUGUUAGUCCCUUGUGGACAAAUAAGGACAUGGGCCGAAUCCUUAUACACAAGCUUAGAUGGAAAAUUUCAAGAACAGUUCGAUUUACAUUUGAAAGAAAUUACUGUUAAAAAACUUUCUGAUUACUUACACAAGCCCGUGGACUCUUCGAGUUUAGCGGUCACAAGGAUUUUAUUUGGUCUUGCGAUGUUAUUCGAUAUCCCAGAUGAGCGAGGAGGUGCUGUAAUGGAAAAACGUUGGGGCGAUCCGAUGAUAUGUCAUUUUCCUCUCGUUCCUAUCGUGAAGGCUAUUCCGAUGCCUUUUAUGACAUUAGUCUACGCAGCACUUUGGCUCGGAGCUUUAGGCAUAACUUUAGGAUACAAGUAUCGUUUGAGUGCAUCAGUAUUCACUUUAUGCUACUGGUAUUUAUUUCUGAUUGAAAAGAGCUACUGGAAUAAUCACAGUUACUUAUUCGGCAUUGUCGCCUUGCUGCUCGCCACGACUGAGGCCAACUGCUAUUGGUCGUUAGACUCGCACAUGGAUAUCUCUCGGGUGAAGCAAACAGUGCCAUAUUGGAAUUACUUUAUUCUGAAAUACCAGUUUUUCAUUUUAUACUUUAUGGCGGGCAUGAAGAAAGGCACGGCGGAAUGGUUGACUGGGUAUUCCGUGCAGAAUCUUAGUGAGCACUGGGUAUUUAGCCCCUUCAAAUUAUUUCUUACCGUCCCUCAAACCGACUAUCUAAUAGUACAUUGGUUCGUUUUCGCUUUCGACAUAAGCGUGGCGAUCUGGAUGAUGUGGUCUCGAACUCGUCAUGUAGCUAUGGUCUUCUGCGCUCUCUUCCACCUAAUGAACAGCAGGCUCUUUAGAAUAGGCAUGUUUCCGUGGGUGUGUUUAGCAACGAUGCCGUUGUUUUAUUCGUUUGACUGGCCAAAAACUAUUAUGUGCUAUGCGGAAAAACCUUUAUCGAAAGUAAAAGGAGGAAUUUGUAAAUAUCUGCACAAGUUCAAACUUCAUACAACAACCGGUCGUAAAAGUAAUGCUACUGCUGAGAUAACAAAAGAUUAUGAUAAUAAACAGGAACAUAUUGAUGAUAAAAUCAAUGAACUGAAUGUCGAUGAUUUAGAAGAAAAAUUAGGUAAUGAAAAAAUACCUGCUAAAGAUGAAAAAGUUUUCAAAGACAAUGAAAUAUCCGAUGUUAAAAACGACUUGGCCAAUACAUCUGAAGAAGAUGGUAAUCGGCGGAAAUAUAUUACAUUUGUAUUUGUAGUAUUACAUGUGCUGUCUCAAGCAUUCCUGCCAUAUUCGCAUUUUAUCACAAAGGGUUAUAACAAUUGGACGAAUGGGCUAUACGGUUAUUCUUGGGAUAUGAUGGUCCAUACAUGGGAAAUUGAAUCAGUUAUUGUCAAAGUCGUGGAUAAUGAAAACAAAGAAGAGUUUUAUGUUGACCCUUACAUUUACUCCCCUAACGACAGAUGGACAAGACAUGGUGAUAUGGUAUACCAAUAUGCCAGGUGUUUGAAAGACAAUUUAUUAAAGCAAUUCGUCCGAAACGAAGAUUCAAGUCGUAGGAAGGUUAUUUCUAAAAAUAUUUCGAUUUAUGUCGAUGUUUGGUGUUCGAUGAAUGGCAGAUUCACGCAACGCAUGUUUGAUUCUAAAACGGAUUUGUUGAAUAUAUCUUGGUCUCCAUUUGAGCCGAUAUCAUACCUCAUGCCGCUACUCGAUGAAGCAUUACCUUGGAGAAGUCUAUUAUAUGAAAUUAAGGAAGGCGUCCAUACAUGGAACAACUACAGUGAUGUGACGUUUAUUGCUGAUUUUCCGGAUUAUUAUCAAGAAAAGUUUAUUCCAAUCGAGCUAACGAAUGUUACGAUGACUAUAUUAAAAGGAAUGGUGUCAUUUGAACCCGAAGUAAAAAAGUUUUCACAAGGACAAUCUUUUAAGCUAGACAAAGGAAACCGUGUCAAGCUGGAUCCUGGAACGUUCCAUAGAGUUCUAACUAUCGGGACCGAACCAGCAUUUUAUAUGUAUACGUUUGCUAAUAGAUCAGAAUCAAACUUUAAAGAUUCAGCGUCUAAUCCGAAACUGCCUGUCGGGCAUGAAUUGAUGAGACGCUUUAAUAAUAUGAUUAAAUUUGCAAACAUUGUCAUCUCAAACAUAUACCUUAUGUUUUUUCAACGGUGUCAAUAA